AAUAAGUUUAGUCAACAAAACGCAAUAAACGGGAACGAACACACCGUUUUAAUAAACGUUAAUUAAACUUAAAGAAUUUUAUAAAAAAAUAAUAAUAAAAAAAAAUACAAUUAAAUUAAAAAAAGAAAUAUAAUUAAAAUAAAACAAAAAUUACAAUGUAUAAAUAUUUAAUAAUGUUAAUAUUUUGUGUAAUAACACAAAGACUCAAUGGGAAAUCAUUAUUCGAUUAUAACAUAAAUCCCGAAUAUGAUCUGGUUGCCGAUGCAUCUUCAAGCUAUUCGAAUUUUUGGCCUAGUUCAGAAUUUUAUGUUUCACCGCAAAUACGUUAUAAACAUCAGACAAAAGGUCGUGGACAUGGAAGGGGUAAUGGAAAACGAAAACUACCACCACACGCCUUUGGUCUUUCAGAUGGAUAUCAUUACCCGGACUCAUCGGAAGAGUUUAGUGGUGAAAUAUUUCAUUCUGCGCAUCCACAUCAUCCUCAUGGCAUACCACCGGGACAAGCUAAGAAACAAGGUUAUCCGCAUGGUCAUCCACCAGGUUCUUAUCAUGAUCAUCCACAUGGUUCUCCUUAUAGUCCACCACAUGAACCUCCAAGACGAUUUCCACCACCACCGGUCUAUGACAAAGAUUUUAUAAAUCCUUGGAUUUUGCCAGCAACUACACCCAAACGUUUCAUUGUACAACAGCCUCCCUUAACGACACCUCGACCAUUUAUAGUUCAACAGCCGCCUUUAACCACACCGGCUGUUUAUGUUGCUCCUAAAUUAACCACUAAAAGACCCACAGUGCUUACCACACCAUCAUCGGUUCAAGCUUCUUCCACAGCUGCUGAUGAUAAAUUAAUUUACGAUAUUGAUGUACGUUUCGGUCGUGAUUAAUGACAAUUAAUUACUCUUUUUAUUAUAUGUAUUAUCAGAAAUUGUAUAAACAAGUAUUUUAUAGAUUUAUUAAAUAAUAUAAUAAAUUUAUUAAUUUUAUUCAA
Lucilia cuprina (Australian sheep blowfly) is the source of this 985-nucleotide messenger RNA. RefSeq names its product pollen-specific leucine-rich repeat extensin-like protein 3. The transcript has 4 exons. Lineage: Eukaryota; Metazoa; Arthropoda; Insecta; Diptera; Calliphoridae. The record is from RefSeq and is a predicted model, not a curated record. The coding region runs from base 156 to 881 and encodes 241 amino acids.